Messenger RNA from Bufo gargarizans (Asiatic toad), 1304 nucleotides. It is a transcript of the gene SLC25A4, whose product is annotated as solute carrier family 25 member 4. Gene Ontology annotation, cellular component: mitochondrial inner membrane. Gene Ontology annotation, biological process: mitochondrial ATP transmembrane transport; mitochondrial ADP transmembrane transport. Gene Ontology annotation, molecular function: ATP:ADP antiporter activity. Lineage: Eukaryota; Metazoa; Chordata; Amphibia; Anura; Bufonidae. The transcript has 4 exons. The record is from RefSeq and is a predicted model, not a curated record. Bases 110 to 1006 code for a protein of 298 amino acids.
GGUUUGUCACUCGUCCUAUUUUGGCUGUCAGUGCAGACAAGCAGCUGCCUGGAGAAGGACUGAUAUUCUAGUAUAAGGAAGCAGGUGCUUCGUCUCCACCACCGUCAAGAUGAGUGACCAAGCGAUCAGCUUUCUCAAGGACUUUUUAGCUGGUGGUAUUGCUGCAGCUAUUUCUAAGACUGCUGUGGCCCCAAUUGAAAGAGUUAAACUGUUGCUGCAGGUCCAGCAUGCCAGCAAGCAGAUUACAGCAGAAAUGCAAUACAAGGGGAUCAUGGACUGCGUGGUCCGAAUUCCCAAAGAACAAGGCUUCAUUUCCUUCUGGAGAGGCAACCUUGCCAAUGUCAUCCGUUAUUUCCCAACCCAAGCUCUCAACUUUGCCUUUAAGGACAAGUACAAGCAGAUCUUUCUGGGGGGUGUAGACAGGCACACUCAGUUCUGGAGGUUUUUCCUUGGUAACCUGGCAUCUGGAGGAGCAGCUGGUGCCACUUCCCUGUGCUUUGUAUACCCUCUGGAUUUCGCUAGAACCCGUCUAGCUGCUGAUGUGGGUAAAGGCUCAGCCCAAAGAGAGUUUAAUGGUCUCGGAGAUUGCUUAACCAGAAUCUGGAAGUCAGAUGGUGCUAAAGGUCUCUACCAGGGAUUCAAUGUGUCUGUCCAGGGCAUCAUCAUCUACAGAGCAGCCUAUUUUGGUGUCUAUGAUACUGCUAAGGGUAUGCUGCCAGAUCCCAAGAAUGUGCACAUUGUAGUAAGCUGGAUGAUUGCUCAGAGUGUCACUGCCGCGGCCGGUAUUGUCUCCUAUCCUUUUGACACCGUCCGACGUCGUAUGAUGAUGCAGUCUGGUAGGAAAGGAGCUGAUAUCAUGUACAAGGGAACAAUUGACUGCUGGAAGAAGAUUGCCAAAGAUGAAGGACCUAAAGCCUUCUUCAAGGGUGCUUGGUCCAACGUCCUGAGAGGCAUGGGUGGUGCAUUUGUACUCGUAUUGUAUGAUGAAAUCAAGAAAUAUGCAUAAACUAAUAAAUAAGUCCUGUUAAUCCAUUCUAUAUUCGUCAUAAAGACUCCGUGAUGCAUCUGAUUUCAGGGACAAAAAUCCUAUUUCCUAGGGAAAUUCACAGAGCGUAAUGGGCAGGUAUGCAACAAGAACACAGUAAUAAUACUCAGCCUGUGCAGAUGUACAUCAUGUGUACAUGUGUAGAAUGGUACAAUCUCAUGCAUUUUGUAUACUUGUAGCUGGAUCCAUGGAAACCUGUGAAACACAUUUAAAGGGUUGAUGUUAUGUAAUUUAUAAUUAAAAUAUGUCUUACAAAGAA